UGACUUGUCUGGUUUUCACUUGAGACGCAGACAGAGAAAAAGAAGGAGACUUGACGUUUGGUGACUGUUCUGUCCCACGUAUCAGCCACCAUGUCCUACACGGCCGGGUCGUACGCGGCCAAAUCGUACGCGGACAAAUCCUAUGCUGACCGCUCGUAUGCUGACAAGGCGUACGGGGACAGCGCUUACACAGGCUACGAUGAAGCAGCCAAAUCAGCAUAUGAAGAGCAGCUUGUGAAGGAAAAGAAGAAACGUAAAGAGGCGAUGCACUGUGAAGUCGUCGCUCUUGUGAUCGGAUUCGUCGGGCUGAUCGGUGUCGCGGCUGUCACCGGUCUCCCCAUGUGGAAGGUGACGGCGUUUAUCCAGGAGAACAUCAUCGUCAUGGAGAUACGCUGGGAGGGCCUGUGGAUGAACUGCUACCGCCAGGCCAACAUCCGCAUGCAGUGCAAAGUGUACGACUCGCUGCUCUUCCUGCCUGCCGAGCUCCAGGCUUCCCGAGGCCUCAUGUGCACCGCCGUGGCUUUGACGACGCUCGCCUGUAUCAUCUCGACCAUCGGGAUGAGGUGUACUCGGCUUGUGGACUCACGGCCGCGUGUCAAACACAUCGUCCUGGUGUGCGGUGGAUGUCUGUUCCUGGGAGGAUGUAUAGCCACCCUCAUUCCCGUCUCCUGGACAGCUCACGUCAUCAUCCGGGAUUUUUACAACCCCCUGCUGAUUGACGCACAGCGUAGGGAGCUUGGUGAGGCGCUCUACAUCGGCUGGGUCAGUGCAGCAAUAUGUUUCAUAGCCGGGGUUAUACUGCUGUGCCGCCACGCACCGAGAGUAGAGGAGAAAGACGACAUUAACUCUGUGUUGUACCGAGCCCAGUACACUCCAUACAAUAACUCCUAUAAUCCCGGAUAUUCCUAUCAGCCAGCCUACAACUACCAACCAGCGUACGGCUACCAACCCCCAUCUGUUACCUACGUACCAUCUGCAUAUUAAAGAACUCUGAGUCGAAAAGUAGGCCUGAAAUUUCUAUAGCAGUUAUAACUUCUUGCUUUCAAUUUAACAGUAUCCAGCUUUUGUCCUGGACUUACCAGUGUAUAUAAUGAAUGUGGAUUGUAGAUUUACUUUACAAAAGUUUGAGUCUGUUACAAAGAACCGCUUUUUUUUUUUUAAAUCAAAAUCAGAUGUUUUAACCUUGACAUUAACCUAUAUAAAUAUAUACAUAUUUUUUAAGUGAAAAUAUUUUUAGUAGUGGACUUGACUUUGCCUUAUGGACCCAACUGUAGCAAAGAGCACUCUGUGAUUGUUUUGGUCGAGAAUAUUUAACGCGAUCUGUACGAAUUAAACAAGACGCCAUCUGGGAAGACUAGUCAUGCGACAUACUGUGAACGCUGAGAACACACACACUAUAGAGAAAACAUGCUCUUGUAAGCUCUUGUCAAAGUGCUGUAAUACAUUUUAAUCUUUGAAUAAGUAUGUUUUGUUUGUUCAACCAUCUGUUGAAAAUAAAAUUAGACACAGUUACAUAAAGAA
Molecule: messenger RNA, 1521 nt
Organism: Pangasianodon hypophthalmus (striped catfish)
Lineage: Eukaryota; Metazoa; Chordata; Actinopteri; Siluriformes; Pangasiidae
Gene: cldn8.2
Product: claudin 8.2
Exons: 1
Coding region: 91-984 (297 amino acids)
Biological process (GO): cell adhesion; bicellular tight junction assembly
Cellular component (GO): bicellular tight junction; plasma membrane
Molecular function (GO): structural molecule activity
Source: RefSeq, a predicted model, not a curated record